AUGUCGGACCCCCGCCGAACCGUUUGCAAGCGCAUUAUUGCUCAGGAGGGGGAUACAGUCUGUGUGCGGACGCAAUUGUCAUCUGGGGUAGAGUUCCACAAGAUUCCUAAAGGCCACGUUUGGCUUGAAGGAGACAACAAAUACGAUUCACAUGACUCUCGAUUUUACGGACCAGUGCCUUACGCGCUGCUACAAGGACGUGUUUUGAUGAGGAUUUGGCCAAUCAAUCAGUUAAAGUGGGUCGAAAAAGAGGUGGCGCCUCAAGCAUUUCGUGAGAUUGCCGCGCGUCUUCUACGAUUAAUUGGCGCUCGCACAAACGCCGGGUGA
Plasmopara halstedii is the source of this 327-nucleotide messenger RNA. RefSeq names its product signal peptidase i. Gene Ontology annotation, molecular function: serine-type endopeptidase activity. The coding region runs from base 1 to 327 and encodes 108 amino acids. The record is from RefSeq and is a predicted model, not a curated record. The transcript has 4 exons. Gene Ontology annotation, cellular component: membrane; mitochondrial inner membrane peptidase complex. Lineage: Eukaryota; Oomycota; Peronosporomycetes; Peronosporales; Peronosporaceae.